This is a messenger RNA of Brettanomyces nanus, 516 nucleotides long. RefSeq lists its product as uncharacterized. Gene Ontology annotation, biological process: regulation of receptor recycling; lysosome organization; cellular response to amino acid stimulus. The transcript has a single exon. Gene Ontology annotation, cellular component: membrane raft; late endosome membrane; Ragulator complex. Lineage: Eukaryota; Fungi; Ascomycota; Pichiomycetes; Pichiales; Pichiaceae. The coding region runs from base 1 to 516 and encodes 171 amino acids. The record is from RefSeq and is a predicted model, not a curated record.
AUGGGUAUUUGCAUUUCCUGUUUAAGGAGCUAUGAUGAAGAUACAGAUCAGGGUGUGGAUGAAAACUCCCCUUUGUUAGGAGACAAUGAGCAACAACAAAUUCAGGCUGAGGAGGAGCUCCAGCUGGAACUUCGCAAUAAGGAGUUGAACAGUAUUCUCAAUUCAGCCAAUGAUCAUCUUAUAGAUUUGGGAACAUUUAUGCAGUCGAAUCAAUUACAACCAUUUCCUGGAAUUUCGGCAUCUGGUCUUUCUUCGGAGCAGCAGCAGCCGCAACCUACUCAAGAUAUGACUAUGUCAAGCAUGAGUCAUAUGACCACAGGUACAGGCAAUGGUACUACUGCCGGUACUACUAAUGGAGACUUCAUAAAAAUGGAGCCGGUUGAUCAAGGUGAAGUGGAGAAAGAGGUCCAGCGUGAUUUAGACAAUUUAAAUGAGGCUUUAGGACCUGACAGGAUGGAUAAGCUCACCUCCAUUGACACCUCUUCCGUGGGACCACUUUUAGUUGCUUUAGAAUAG